This is a messenger RNA of Pseudonaja textilis, 2486 nucleotides long. The record is from RefSeq and is a predicted model, not a curated record. Lineage: Eukaryota; Metazoa; Chordata; Lepidosauria; Squamata; Elapidae.
ACAGCUAGGAACAAACAAACGGGCUUUCUUGCCCGGCGUCUGCGGAAAAGAAACGGAUCCGCCCAAGCCUUUUCCUCGCUUGGGACCUCGAUCUCCAAAGAGGCUUGCAGGCGGGAGCCACUGAGGCCGGAGAGCCGCGCAGAUAGCAGCCGCGCCCAGAGACAUCAAAGGCUCCGGCCAUUUUCGUUCUCUCCAGGCUUUUCAAGGGUUAAGGAGAGCGAGUUCUUCUCCCUAGAAAGGCCAUAUCGAGGAGUGAGGGGGUACUUCCGGCCCUCUUCUUCGCUUUCCCGGCGGAUUCCCCUCAGAAAAAAACAAAUCCAGGUCUUUGAGGCAUCUCGGGAAAGAACCAUUGGGAGGGGCGGGGCUAAGAUUUCCCGCCUGUCUGUGAGGAGGAAUCGCGCGACUGAGACGUCUUUUUUUUUCUAAGUCAAAUGAAAUAAACCCAUAAUGGAUGAAAAAAAGCAAAGGAAUAUUUUGCAUUUCUUUAGCAAUAUAAAAGAUAAUGUUACUAAUGAUAAUAGUAACAACAAUAUGUGUACUUCACUUAACUGUGAGCUGAUCAAUGAAUCAGAGCCUCCACAAUCCUCAUCAGGCACCAUUAGGAAGAACAUUCGAACUCGAGGUGGAGAGAAAAAAAAACUAAAAGUAUCAAGAAAAUAUGAUUCAAACUACUUGAAAUUUGGAUUUAUUCAAGAACCUGGUAGUGAGCUGGAUCCACGACCGCUUUGUGUUGUGUGUUCUGAGAGUUUAGUAAAUGAUGCCAUGACACCUUUGAAACUCAAAAAACACUUCCAAUUAAAGCACCCAGAUUUAGCUAAGAAACCGCUUGAAUAUUUUCAAAGAAUGCAUGAAAAUAUGCAAAAGCAAAUAAUUCCUUUAACAAAAAUGACUGUUGAAGAUAAGUCCUUACUAAAGGCGUCUUAUCUGACAGCACUUCAGAUCGCAAAAAAUAAAAAGUCGUAUAUGAUUGCAGAAGAAUUAAUUAAGCCUUGCAUGUUACAAGCCUGUGAAGAGGUUUUGGGAAAGCAGGCUGUCCAGAAACUGAAAAUAAUUCCUAUGUCUGCUAACACUGACAAGCACAGAAUUGAAGACAUGGCUGAAGAUAUUGAAAAUCAAGUUAUAGAAAUGGUGAAAAAUUCACCAUUUUAUUCAAUUCAACUUGAUGAAUCAACAGACAUAAGUAACAAGGUUCUUCUCCUUUGUUUUGUGAGGGUUGAGUGUGAAGGAGAGUUACAGGAAGAACUACUUUGCUCACUCAACUUGCCGGGUAGAACAACUAGCUCUGAGAUUUUUGAAGCACUUAAUAGUUAUUUCCUGGAACAUGGAAUUGAAUGGAAAAAAUGUAUUGGGAUAUGUACAGACGGUGCCACAAAUAUGACUGGACAUCUUUCAGAAAUUGUUGCAAAGGUGAAAAAUGUUGGUCACCCAGACAUUUUGUCUACACACUGCAUUAUACAUUGUGAACAACUUGUGGCAAAAAAAAUGUCCCCAGAAUUACACGAAGUAUUAUUAGAUGUUAUUAAAAUUAUAAAUGAAAUGCAACACAAAGCACUCAAUUCUCGAAUGUUUGAGGAACUUUUUGAAGAAAUAGGUUCUGAGUGUACUCACCUUCACACUGAGGUGAGAUGGCUGUUGAGGGGCAAAAUACUAACCCGACUGUUUGCCCUACGCAAAGAAGUCAAAUCAUUUUUCCAGCAGCAAAAUAAUCUGAAAUUUCAAAAACUCUUGUCCAAUGAUGAGUGGGUAGCCAAGCUUGCAUACCUGGCAGAUAUUUUUUCGCAGUUAAGUGAUCUAAACAUAUCUUUGCAAGGACAGCUUAAGGAUAUAUUCACACUACGAGAUAAAAUGGAUGCGUUUCAAAAGAAAAUAUUACUGUGGCAAAUGCGGUUGGCUGAAGAAGAUCUGCAGAUGUUCUCAAAUUUUGAUGACUAUAUGAGAGAGAAAGAUGUCAACCAGCAGGUGGUAACCAUUGUUCAACAGCACUUGCAAUCACUCACAGAAUCUUUUGGUCAUUAUUACCCAAAGAAAGAAGAUCCCAGACAUGGCAAUAUGUGGAUAGUAGAUCCAUUUGCAGCAAAAAUUGAAGAUUGCAAUUUAAGCAUGAAUGAAAAAGAAAGUCUCAUUGACCUAUUAUCCAAUGACCAUCUCAAAGCUAAAUUCCAGUCACCCAUAUCAAAACCUCAUUUUUGGCUCUCUGUAAAAAGUGAAUACCCAUUGCUGAGUGAAAAAGCAAUGAAAAUUUUGAUUCAAUUUUCAACGACAUAUUUAUGUGAAAAGACAUUUUCAUCUCUCACAGCAAUUAAAACUCAGUACAGUUCUUGGCUUGAAAUAAAAAUGGCUCUCCGUCUUGUAGUAACAUCAUUGGAGCCAAAAAUCCAUAAACUUAUUUUAAACAAGCAGGAACAAAUAUCAUACUAAAAUGUGUAAUACUUAAAUAAGCUUCAAUUGUUUUGUAAUAAUUAACUUUAAUAAUUUUGUUACAAUUA